This is a messenger RNA of Dentiscutata erythropus, 680 nucleotides long. The record is from the annotation of a GenBank genome assembly. NCBI's taxonomy places the organism in Eukaryota, Fungi, Glomeromycota, Glomeromycetes, Diversisporales, Gigasporaceae.
UUGGGAUGUCCAGCUCUUUAAAUCAGGUCGGAUCGACCAUUACCUCACAAUCACAAACAACUCAACAAUUAACACCUUAUGAAGAAUUAUCUCGACUAAUUAGUGCAUGGAGUCCUGAAAUAAUUUUUAUUAAUAGUUUGGUUCCCGUUCGAGUCUGUGGAUUUGAAGAUGUCAAAAAACGACUUGCUGUACAAGAAGAAAUAACAGCUAAAGCCAAUAUAAAGUUUAAGGAAUAUGGUGCUAAACUCGAAGAUAUGAAGCGUAAGCAUAAUUUAGAAACUUUAGUGAGGAUAGAAGAUCGUAAACGAAAACAUAUUGAGUUGACACAGAGAGUGAUUAAGCUUAUGAGACGAAUUCAAGUGUUGCGAUUAAGUGGAACGCUAAUUCGAUCCGAUGAAGAAGCUUUAAAAGGGCGAUUAGAAGAUAUAAAGCAACAACUACAAAUGUCGUCAAGGAAACUUGAAACACUCAAAACACAAUAUAAUGUAACAAAACUACAAUGGGGAGUUCGAGAGCCACCAGUGACUCAUAAAUUUAAUGCAGUAAAUGAUAAUCAAUUAGAAAAUAUUAUAAAGGUGCUUGACACCGAACAAACAGGAAUAGUUCAUGAUAUUGAAACAUUAAAAAAGGAUUCUAAAGACAUUGAUGUUAUUCUUCGCCACCUCAAUGAUGUUCCAUAA